Cydia pomonella (codling moth) is the source of this 8715-nucleotide messenger RNA. RefSeq names its product centromere-associated protein E-like. The record is from RefSeq and is a predicted model, not a curated record. Lineage: Eukaryota; Metazoa; Arthropoda; Insecta; Lepidoptera; Tortricidae.
ACCAUAGAUGCAAAAGCCGAUCUUCAUAGAAGUGACAUAUUUAAUGUCAUUUAAAAGCGGUCAAGCUCCCAAAUGUCAUAUCAAAAAACAAAUAUUUUGAAACUCACAUUCCAUUUCAAGCCACCAUUCCAUCUCGAUUUAUGACAGCUCAAAACAUUUGAUAUUUUCGUAUACAAUUUACCAUAAGUCUAAAUAUAUUAAUUUACGGUGUUAUUUUCAAUACAAAAAUGUCUCGUUUAAAUGGAUGGAAGACAAACUUAAAAUAGAGUUAUUUUAGAACCGUUUAUGUUUAGACAAAUUAUAUUAAUUGUAAGUGGAGAAGGCUAGUAAGCGUCACGAUGUCUUUUAUAACAAAAAGAGAACGCGUAUUCCACGAUUUGGAGUUGUGUGACUUGCCUCCGAGAAAUGAAGGGAAGUUAAAGGCGUAUGCGUCUUGCACGGACGCCAGAGCAUGGUCACACUUCGGAUCCUCGAAGACGGAACACCUAACAGAGCUGAUAAAACGAAAUAACGAUCUAUCAGUACCAGUGAAGUAUGUGCCUACGAAAGUGAUUGUUGACACGCUCAUGGCAUCUAAGAACUUGGAGAUAGGAAGGCUAAAACGUAAGAUUGAGGAGUUCGAGCAAAUGUUAGCUGCUUAUGAUGAAUUGGAUCUAGAUUGUGCACAAAAAUGUGAAAUCGCAAAAGCACAUGCAGCUAUCAAAGAAGCUAAUAAGGACCUUGACGACUUGUGUUUGAACCUGGAUAUGUCAACGUAUACAGAUGGCUUCGAGACAGAGUCGUUUGAGACUGGGAAGUCUAAAAGCUCUAUUAAAUCGAAAGGAGCAGAAUCUGACCGAUCGCGUGGCGAUGCAUGGACUGUGAUGCUCGACAAAGAUUUGGCGACGCAAGGCAACCAGACGUCCCUAGUGUGCCCAUGCGACGUGAGCGUAUCUGUAGAAGACCCAAGGAUAGACGAAAUGAAAGAACAAAUUAUAUCGAAAGAUGCUAAGUUGAACGCUAUGCGUAAUUCAUUAGCGAUAAUGGAAAAUGAUAUCUGCGAGCCAUUUGGUAUUUAUGCGCAUAUCUACACGGCAUUAGAGAAAAUCUUCGGAGUUCUGUCCCAAAACUCUAAGUACAAACAAUAUCUUAACCUUAUGACAGCUGGCAAGGACAUUCGCUGCAUCGACAUAAAAGGGAAAAUACUGUUUAAGAUGAAGGUGCUUGAGAAGUUUUGCCUCGCGUUGAUUGCGCCGUGUUCGAAAGAAUUUCAAUGCACCAGCGGAAAAGACUGCCCUUGUUAUUACGCUGACGUUAGCACAAAAAUGGAAAGCUAUCGGCUAAUGCCAACUGAAUGCAUGAGUUCAGAUUCAACAAAAAGAUCCCAACUAGUAGCUGACAUUAUGGAGCAUGAAGAAAUGAAAGAAAUACUAAGCAAAGAAAGCACACCUGAUGAGGACGACGAUUAUGAUAGUGACACCGACAAACAGGUGUUCGACACAGCUUCUGUUAUUAAUGAAGAGAACCAAAAACGUAUUAAAGACCUUCAGGAAUGCUAUGAGGAUUUAUUGAACUGUUACGAAAAUUUUAAACAUGAAACUGAUUGCAUACGAGUACGAUGUGCAAAGUAUGAGGAUCUGGAAUUAGAACUGGAACGUUUACGAGGUCAAUUAAAGGAAUACAAUUCACUAUGGAAUGAGAAAGAACAUUACCGAAAACGAUCUGAAGAUCUAGAUAGCUUAAAACAACAAUAUAUAGUACUUGCAGAAGAAUCAUCUGGGUUAGAAACAAAAUUAAAGGCAGAGUCAGAAAUAAAUCAUAUAAAAGCUAAUGCGAUAGACGAACUGAGAACUCAAAACAUGUCACUCGAAAAAAGAUUAAAUGAAUUAUAUGUCUCAUUUGAAAAAGACAAAAAUGACCUACAAUGCCAACUACAGGAAUCUGAAUGUAAAUGUAUGUGCCAAGAUCAGCAGAUCAAAAGUUUAAGUUCACAAAUAGUGAAACUUCUUGAACAACAGCCUGAAAAUAUACCUCUUCAAGAUACUUCACUUUCUAAAGAAAACGAGUCAUUAAAAGAGCAACUAAAACAAUAUCAGGAAAUAGAAUACGAAUUUCAGGAUAAAAUGUCACGCAUUAACCAGUUGGAAGCGGAAAUCACAAAGUGGAGAGCCGCGUACGAAGACUUGUUUAAACAAAAUCAGCAAUAUGAAGGAUAUAUCGAUAGCUUUCAAAAGGAAAAAGAAAUACUUAUGAAAGAAAAUAGCGCAUUACGAGAGGAAAUUAAGGAUAAGUCCGAUGCUGUUGAAAAUCUCAUGGGAGUGAUUAAAAUUAAGUCUUUAGAAAUUCACAAAUUGACAGAUGAAAAUCAAAAUGUCUGCAGUCAACUUGAAUUAUUAGGUGAAAAAUAUAAAGAUCAUGUAAACUUAUCACGACGAGAGAGUCAUGAAUUUUUGAGAAAGGUUAAAGACUACGAUGACUUUGUCCAAAAACAAGAAGAUCUAUCAAAUGAUAUAGAAGAGAAAAUGCGUGAAUAUGAAUCCUUGAAAAUACUUUUGAAGGCAAAACUGGAAGAAAACGAAAAGCUUAAAAGCGACUUGAAUCGAUUGCAAAAUGAAGAUGCCUAUAAUAAAAAAUCCCUAGAAAUUUUUAAAAGAGAGAGCUCUUUAAUGGAGACAAAAUUAUCUGAACUAGAAGAUAUUUCUCAACAAUUUAUGAAUUUAAAAAAUGCUUUUGAACAAUUAAGUAAAGAGAAAAAUGGUCUGGAAAAAGAAUUAAGAAAAAAAGCUUCUCAACUUGAAAGUGCAAUAUACUCAAUAAAGCUGAAUAAAAAAGAAAGUGGUGAACUUUUAAAGCAAUCUGAAUCUAUCCAAGGCGAAUUAACAAGACUACAUUCGAACAACGAUUUAUUAAAACAGCAAAUAAAUCAUCUACAGGAUGAAAACAAGGCGUUGAAAACGGAAUGUGCAAGACUUUCUAAUCUUGAACACGAAUUAUCGGAUUUGAAGAAAGCCAUCGCUGAUUUAUUGAAAGAAAAGACAGAACUAGAGCAUAGUUUUAAAAUUAAAGAACAAGAACUGAACCAUAUGCACGAUAUAUUAGACCGUAAAAUAGAAGAAAACAAAUCGUUAAUGGAAGAGCUUGAUACUUUAAAAUCUCAUCACUUACAAGCAACUAAUAACAUAAGGACAUUGGCAAAUGAAAAUGAACUACAUCAAACUGAACUGGAUAGAUACAGGAGAGAAAGCUCAGUUUUAAUUGAAAAAUUGCAAUUUCACAACAAAUUAGAAAGCGAACUUCAAGAAUUGAAAACAGAUCAUGACGGGAUAAAAUUAGAAAAAGAAAGAUUGCAGAAGGAACUAGAUGCUCAGUUAUUAGAUUUUCAAAAAAUACAAGAAGAGAAGAGGGAGCUGCAGAACAGAACUGACGAUCUUUUGGCCCAUAACAAUGAUUUAGAGAAGGCGUUAGUCAACACACGGAAUCAGCUUAUGCAAUCGAGCCCCUCAGAAUAUAAACCACUAGCUGAUGUAACAAAAGAAAUCCAAAAAAUGAGAAUUGAAAAAAAUGAUGCCCAAAAGGAGAUUAGGGAGUUGCUGCAUAAAUUGGACGAAUCGGAACAAGUAAUUUUGAAUUUCGAAGAUGAGAUAAACGCGCGGGACCACAAGAUAGCGGCUAUGCAGAAUCAUAUCAACGCUUUGCAAGACGAAGUGCAAAAGCUGCAAUAUCUUCUAGAGCAAGCCCUUGAUGCUGGCAAUGACAUUAAAAACACAAAUCUUAGCAUCGAACAAGCACGCCAGCAGAUAGAGGCACAUCAUUCAAAAGCAUCGCACAAUUUGAAGUUGGAAUUAGCAGUCCUUCAGCAAAGUAAAUCAAAAUUAGAAGAUCAAUUAUCAAUUACAAAAUCACAGUAUGAACUAUCAUCUAAAAAUAAGCUAAGCUAUUUAUCUGAAAUUGAAGAUUUGAAAAAUGAUCGAGAAAUAAUAGUUACUGACAUUAAACAACUCGAAAUAUUUAGCGUUGGUGACAGUGAACUAAAUUCAGAUGAUUGUGAAAUAGAACGCAUUUUACAUUCGAUUGAUAGAAUUAGAAGAGCUUUCGAGGCAAGACAUGCAAAAACAUUAUCUUUAGAACAAACUUUAGCUAAAGUACAAGCUUCAUCGCAGUUGGUAUUAAACAAAGCCGACGAAACCAAAACAUAUUUCGAAAAUGAGAAGCAAAGGAUACUUAAUGAAAAAGAAGACGUACUAAAUGAAAAAAAUAGUUUGGAAAAACAAUUAAUUGACCUGAAAAAUGAAUUAAAUAAGCAAAUAUCGCUAGAUGGGGAUAUAAUCAAAGAUUUACGUGCUGAAAUUUCAAAUCAACAACUUAUUUUUGAUAAAAUUCAUGAAUCGACAGAAAAAUACAUUAUGACUCUACAAGACGAGAUUCAGUCUCUUAAAGAUUUGUAUCAGGUCGCUCAUUCUAAUAUAAGUGAAUUACAAGAAAAACUUAGCAAGAGUACGGCUGAGAAUGAUGAAAAGGACAGCAUUACACAAAAUCUUAUCGCUGAAUUAGAAAGCAAAACUAAAGAGAUUUCUGAAAUAAAAUUAAAUUUUGAUAGUUUGGCCAAAGACCAAUGCGCCAAGAAAGCCUCAGGAAAAAGAGACAUUUCAUCACAGACAGAUAAUGUUCAGCAUCACUCAUUCUUUGAUCUAACUGGUUCUACAACAAAAAGUUCAGAUGAAGUGGCUCAGUAUGAUCUAACAAAAAUAAAUAAACCUGGACAUAGAGAUUCUAUCAAACCAAUGUAUGACCUUUUACCUCAACAUAAACCACCAUUACUUAAUGAGGUCCAAAUAUUAGCAGCCGAAACCACGCCAACGUUUGAUUUUGUCAGGUCCAGUUAUUUAGAUUAUAAAAUGAAACGACUUGGACCAGGGUUAUUAGAACAUCAUUCGAUUCCUUCUCUAUCGGCAAGUACAUACAUAAGUUCAUACGUCGAUGAAUCACAUGAGAUGAGUAAUAAUUUAUCCGAGUCUAAUGAUUCUUAUAACUCAGAAGACAUGGGGACUGGCACGAGUAUUGAAGGUUUGGUUGAUAUCUAUCACAGUCCGUCGGAUGGUAUAAAAAAUUCAUCUAAAAUGAUUGGUAUCAGUAUUCGAAAACAAAAUUCAUUGGAAACUUACGGACAAACAAGUGAUGACGUUUAUCCAAAUAUGAAAAAUAAUAUUUCCAUUAGUGAUGUAAUUAAACCCACGGAAAAUUAUAGUGAGCGCCAAACAACAGCAAAAUCUCAAAAUGAAAAGCAUGUUGAAAUACCUGAAAAGAAAAGUGACGAUAGCGAUAGGAGACAUGUAAAAUCUAAUGUGAAAUUUGAGAAUAGUAGUACUAUUUCAUUACAUUCCAAUAAAAAAGAAACCGAUACAACAAAAUUAAAACUAAACAUAAAUUUACCUAGAGUAGGAGUUGAGAGCAAUUCAAAUGUAUUUACUACAGAUAAUGACAAUAAUUCUAUAGAUUCUUCUACUCUUGAUACUUACAGUGAUCCAAUACAGGAACCCCUAUCCGAUACAACGGUACAGAUUCCUUCGUCUAGCGAACGCGAUAAUAAAUCUGGAAAAAUAUCACUGCCAACGAUUUCAAAUGCUGAUGAUUUUUACAUGAAGUCACGUAGUUUCAUAGAAUUACCCUCCAAAGAUUCAUCAUCAAAUAAAUCCAGCAGCCCGUCAGACAGCAGAAUAUCGGCUGAUAAAACAAAUGAUACUCUAGGCCAAUUUAUUGUUUUUGAAGACCGCAAAGUAAGGGUGACAAAGCCACAACAAAUUUUCACGUUUGUGGAAAAACUACAAAAAUCUGGUUUCAAAAAGGAUGAAGCAUCAUUCCGUUUUGUUACCGAUGGUCAAAAUGACCCAAAAACUGGCAAAACUUCAGAACACAUUGUUAAACUAGAUGGUUUUGAUAAAUCUGACGAUAAUAUAGGCCUUGAUUUGUCAAAAUCAAAGCGAAGAGUCAAAACUAGUAAAGCAUCGCAGAAAGAAAUUGUAUAUGAUGAUCCUUUAGAAGGCUUAGUAUCCCGUGAAAGUAACAAAGAUUAUUUGGCAACUGAGAAGAAAACAAAAGAUCGCAUUAGCAAAUUGCCACAUCAAAAACUUGCACUAAGCGAAAAUGAUAAACCACGCCACAAGGGUCGCUUAGUACCCGAUAAGAAAACCAAAACAAAGAAUGGCUCUGAUGAUAGCAUUGAUUAUUUAAAAGAGAAAAAAAGUGAUAGUGAAAAAUCCCACCAGGAUGCCCUAGCACGUUUAGAAGCUGAUGUUUUUCUUAAAAUUUCAAAAAGUAGUUCUAACUUGUGUGACGAUGGUAAUAAUGAUAACAACGUGCAAGAAAGGCGGAGUGAUUUUGCACUUACGUAUAUUUUGAAUUCUUUGACGCCGGAUCCUGCAGAAAAUUCAGGUAACUAUUUAAUAUCAACUAUGAGUAACGAAAGAUAUGCCAAUGACAUGAUUCAACCAUGGACAGCGCUUAAUAAAAUCGAGAUUACUGGCGAAGCUAGAAAAAGUCGUCCAAAAUCUGUCGAUCAAAGCGUAAUGGUAAACUUAGAUACAAAUAAUAAAUUUUAUGAAGAAGUUAUAGCCGGUUUAAGGAAAUCUGUAGACGACGCAGAAAAAGACCAUAAAAUGCAGAUUGAAGCAAUAAAAAUACAGUACGAUAGGCACAUAAAAAAUAUAAUUAACGAGCACAAUCAGGGUGUUAUGAGUAUACAGAGUAUUCACGAAGAAACUUUGCGUGAUGUUGUGAGAGUUCAUGAAAAUGAAGUUGAAAAUUUAAGAACAAUGAGCAUAGAAGCAAUGCGCAAAACCGAAAAGCUUGAAAAAGAAUGUAUGUCACUUAAAUCGAAAAUGAGUCUCAAUAGUUCUUCAUUACUUGAUGAGAUACCAACUAAAUGCGAAGGUUUUCUUGAAGUCACAAAACCUAGGACAAAACAACAAUCUGACACAAAAGUGCUAACCAAGACCGCCCUUGAAGCAUUCGACGUGAAGCCUAAAAUGCGGGCAAUUGGUCCGUGCACCUGUUCCUUGGACAUCAACAUUUCGGACACGAUCCGGAACAUAUUCGAGCAAGUCGAUGUUGAGCAAAGGAAACUGGCUGAGACAACUUACCUGAAGUAUAUUGCUACGAAGAUCACAAACGGUCAUAUGGAGGCUCUGGAUACUCAAGAGUUGUCUUUCCUGCAUCUCAAAGUGUGUCGUAUUUGGAAGCAAAAGCUCAACAAGGAAGAAGCACUUCAGAAGAAACUUGACUCUUUAGAAGUUGAGUUAAUUAAGAAACAAAAAUUUGCUCAACAACAUAUGGCGGAAUUAGAUCGUAAAGUGGCCCUAGAGAAGCGGCGCCUCGAAGAAGUGAGAGAAGCAGUAUGCAGAAGCACGCCUGCUACUUUGUCCGAGGUCAAGCCGCUGCCAAUACGAAAGACUCCAGAGAACAAUUGCAGUUGUCCCUGUAACGUUGAGCACCAGGCGGUGGCAGAGCGGCGGUCGACUGGAGACCUCGUGAGCGCAGCAACCGCGGUACCACGGACAAGAAGGAAGGAGCAUAAGGGAGCAAUGUUAAGAACGGACGCCGAGGAGAGGCGAGACCGGAGACUGUACACGGACGAACCACCCACGAGACUGCGUCGGCAGCACGACCGGCCGCCGCGGUUGACGAAGAAGUAACCAUACUUUGAUAUCAUACCUACUGCCCUGCUAGCGGAAAAGAUAGGCCAAGAGAAAAUAUUUUCAUAAGUUCUAAACAAACAACAAACAUAUAAUAUGCUAAAAUUAAGAUCGAGUGCGGAAAAUAAAAAAGAGAGCUGGUAUACAACUUACAUUAUUGUGGCAAACACUGUUAAUGAUAAAAUGACCGUAAUUUCUCGCUUUAUUGUGUUUUCUACUAAUAAAUUGAUUUGCUAAACUAUAUUAGAGUUAGACCAAGAUAACUCUGCAACGCUUUUGAUAUCACAGACUGUGCAAGUGUUAUUCUAAACAUAAAACUUCUAUGGAAUUAUAACGUAUAAAUAACACUUGCACAGUUUCAAAUCAAAAUCGCUGCAGUGUUAUCUUGGUCUAAUUCUAAUCAUUUUACGGUUGCCGCAAUCUACUUUCACUUAACUUUUUAUAUUUUCUUUAGAUUCCACAUUUUGUUUUAUCGUAUUAUAAUCUGAAAUAUGAAAUUCUAUUGUCGUAAAGUCCUCAAAAUAUUUAACAGAAAAUAAAAUGGAACCAAAUAUUGGCACUGGAAUUUGGAAUGAUUCUUAUUUCAAAGAUAUAAAGAGCGCUAGUAUGGCAGUACCUCUAUUUGUAUCCGCUUUGCACUUUUACUAUCUCCUUGAAAAUGAUUCAAAUGUAAUCUCGAGUCCAUUUACAUUAUAACUAUAAUAAGCCUAUAUAAAUAUUUAUAUUUGAGACCUGAGGUAAUCAAAUAGAUAAGGAGUGAACCGUGAAGGUGGUAAAGAAACAGUGUUUGCACACUUCUGGAAACGAAUUUGACAAUAAAAACAAUUGUAAAUCUACUUAUUUUCGAUCAGGAAUAUCGCAAAAUUUCAAAAUACUGUUCGACAAUACAAUAAUGGCUGAAGGCGGUGUGAUAUAUUUUACAAAAUUAGAUAUUUUAUACGUGCGUUUUUAUUUGUAUAUUUUUAUAGUGGUGUGUUGUAUUUAUUAUGAACUGAGUAAUUAAGCAAGAAAUUUUAAAAGUAAAAGGAAAGCCUUUAAAAGCCAUAAA